Molecule: messenger RNA, 4072 nt
Organism: Schistocerca americana (American grasshopper)
Lineage: Eukaryota; Metazoa; Arthropoda; Insecta; Orthoptera; Acrididae
Product: zinc finger protein basonuclin-1-like
Exons: 9
Coding region: 427-3540 (1037 amino acids)
Biological process (GO): regulation of DNA-templated transcription
Cellular component (GO): nucleus
Source: RefSeq, a predicted model, not a curated record
UGUUCCAGCGCGCGCCACCUGACCGACACGUGGUCGCCGCCGUUGCGCGGGUUCGUAGCGCGCCGCUCGCCGUCUGUCUACCCCGCUGUGCACGAGAUACACGAAGCAGCAGUGUAAAAAAUUUUGCUACGAGGCGGUGCACCGCCUGGACGAAAUACUAAACAAGUGGACAGUAGUUUCGAACUGGUCGUGAUGUUAAGAAUAGUGAAGAUACUGUCACACCGGCAGGACCGUUGCUUCCACUAAAGAGGACUGUAAUAAAAUACUGGUUUUUUUUCGGAACUGUUCCUGUCAUUUCAAAAGUGAACUAUACAACUGAGGAUACCUUACGUCAGAAGUGUAUGAAACUGUGCUGAUGUCAAACACUGAGACACCAUCAGAGCUCUGAUUCGAGGCUACAGCAGUAGUCUGAAAUCCAACGGAGUCAUGAAAAUAGGUGAGGGUCGCAGCCAGCAGCCGUCGCUGCCGCCGGUGGCGCCCGCCGGGGCCGAGGUGCGCAUGCGCCUCGCCGACGGCCAAUCAGCGCUCAAGGCGGCGACCUGCGCUCUCUCAGUGGAAGGGGCCAUCCGCUGCACCGUCCCCGGCUGCCGUUGCGAGUGCUUCAGCCCUGGGAAGAGCAACGUCAGAUACUGCAGCUCCUGCAGCCACAGCUGGGUUCCCCACGCGCUGGACAAGCUGGGAGGCAGGCAGCAGGCGCCGGCGCUGCCCGUGGAGCCGGUGCAGGCGAACGCCGCCUUCGACAUCGCGAGCCUCGUGCUGUACGGCUGCCAGGCGCUGCCCAUCAGGCUCAAGAUCCUGCUGGACAGGCUCUUCUCCGUGCUGCGCCGCGACGAGGUGCUACACGUGCUCGCCGGCUUCGGCUGGACGCACGAGGACUACGCCAGGGGAUACAUCCUGCAGGAAAUGCUCAGCAGUUCCUCGGAAUCGUGGACAAUAUGCAGUGCCGAAGAGGAACCUCUGGUGCUCCAGCAAUUCCUUCGAUUCGGAGAGACGCGAGCGGUCGCGCUGGAACUGCUACAGCAGUGCAACAAUAACAACAACAACAAUAACAACAGCAACAACAACCACAACAAAAACAGCGCAGUCGCGCUGUCGUACCGCCAGCAGAGCGACGGCCAGCGCAGGUCGCCUCCUCCGCCCCCGCCCCCAGCUCCCCCGUCGGUGCUGAAGACGCCACCAGCCGCCUUCCGGCUGCCGCCCCCGCUGCCGCUGCCGCCUCCUCCGCCUUGUACUGUGGCGGCCACCCGCCAGACUCAGGCGAUCCGGCCCAUCGACUUUCGCCUCCUGGGCGGCCUGCCCUCCCACUUUCCUCCUACGACGGCGCCUAGUUCUGGCUUCAUCAACUUCAGCCUCGCGAACCUCUGCCUGCCCAAGAUGAACAGUGCCGUGGACGUCCUGUCCCCGGGUAGCCACCAGAAGCAGGAGCACCCGUCCUCACUGCUCUUGCAACAGGUGGCCCAGGUGCGGCCGUCUGUGAAGCUUCUGGACACCGGCGACCAGGACAGGAGAUUCGGCGCCGACGAGAAUUCGCAGAGCGUGCUCAACCUCAGCCGCGACGCGGCGCUGCCCGACCGCUGUCACAAGCCGCCUCCCCCGGCGAUCACCGCCGCGACACUGAGCGCCGCUAAGCGACCUUGGUCGGCUGCCGCGGGACCGCUGAGUCUCGUCACGCAGCUCGUCAACCCGGCCACCGGCAAGAAGCGCGUCCAGUGCAACGUCUGCCUCAAGACUUUCUGCGACAAGGGCGCACUCAAGAUCCACUUCUCGGCCGUCCACCUGCGCGAGAUGCACAAGUGCACCGUGGACGGCUGCAACAUGAUGUUCAGCUCGCGCAGGUCGCGCAACCGGCACAGCGCCAACCCCAACCCCAAGCUGCACUCGCCGCACUACCGCCGCAAGAUGUCGCCGCACGACGGCCGCUCCGCGCUGGCCAGGACCCCACCCACGCUGGUCGGUCCCCCGGGGCUGCCCUUCCCUCUGCUUGCUGCCUUCCCGCACACCAACCCGGGAUUCGAUCUCAACGCAAGCAGGUUCGACGAAAUGAGACACAGCGACCUCACCAACAACAACACGCUGUCCUCUGAAGACCUGCCGCUUUCACUGAGCAGCAACCACCAGGAAAGCGACGAUGACGACAACGAGGGUGACGACGACGACGACAUCAACAUCUCCGUGGACGGAGAGCUGCUGGAAGCGGCGAGGGACGGCGAUCGCGGCGGUGACGUCGGCGACGGGCGGGUCCUGGACCUCUCCGACUCCGACAGCGGGUCGUCGUCCGCGAACGCUCGCUCCAGGCAGGAGGACGACGGCCGCCACCCGUCUGCCAUUCACCCUGGAGAGUGCUCUCCGGCGAGCAGUGUCGGCGAGAGGAAGUGGCCAUACCCUGUAGCGUCGUCAACCCCAGAGGCGGCUGCCGACAUGGAAACGGAGCCGAUACACGCCGAGGGAAGAGAAGAUCGGGAAACGGCGCAGCCGGACUCGAGUCCUGGAAAACCCGACGAGACGGAGAGGAUGGAUGUCGCCGAAGCGUUACCUUUGGUCGUGAGAAAAGAUGCAAAAGAUGAACCCAUGAAACUCGAAAGCACGACGGAAAAUUUUGUGCAGGGUAACGACCAAGUACAAAGCAGUAAUAAGCAAGAAACAGAACUGGGGGAAGAAGCGUGUGUAUCUGACCGUGAAGGACGAGAUGUUUCGUUUGCUCCCGAGCAGCGCUCCAUUGAUGACUGCAACGGAUCGGCAGAUGACGAUACGAGAAUGAGGGAGACUGGACUGGGGAGCCCACGACCGUCGAACAGCCCUGUCCAGUCGUGUGACGCCCUGAAACAGCUCGAAAGUCUUUCAAAUGGUCCAGUCGCGCAACACACCUACGGAGAUAGCUCCAGUCCGGAGCGGUCGCCCGCAUCGUCCUCCAACGAAUACCACAGUGACGACAACCACUGCUUCUUCGUCGAUCCCAGCGGGGCCUUCUCCGCUGGCGACGUUCCCCUCGACAAAGAGAACCCGCGUCGCUGUACGGCUUGCGGCAAAGUCUUCCAGAACCACUUCGGCGUAAAGACGCACUACCAGAACGUGCACCUGAAGCUGCUCCACAGGUGUACUGUAGACGGGUGCAACGCCGCGUUUCCGUCGAAGCGGAGCCGCGACCGGCACAGCGCCAACGCCAACCUGCACCGCAAGCUGUUGUCGACGUCUUCGUCGUCGACGUCGCCGUCGCCGUCGCCGUCGGAGCCCCAGGAGGCGCUGCUGCCGGCGGCCGCCUUCCACAGCCAGCUCAUCGCCAGACUGUACGCCGAGUCGCAGACCCUGGAGGCCGUCCUCAAGACGAGGGCCGUGGCCGAGCAGCUGCAGCAGCAGCAGCAGCAGCAGAUGCAGGAGCAGCACCACCACGGCAACCAGCGAGAGCAGUCGCAGCAGCAGCAGGCGCCCCUGCUGCUACCACCGCUCGUGUUCCCGGACCUGACGAACCUACUCAGGGCUCGCGUGAAUGGGCAGGCCUCCGAGACCAACAACGAAGCAUCUUUCGACCUACCGAGGCCAUAAUGCGAAACAUUCGGAUAUGUGACGAGGCCUGCCGUGCUGACCCGCAGGGAGGGACGAGCUUCCGUCCACUGGCCAGGUCCGGGGAUCGAGACCCGGGGCUUGGCAGGUAAUUUGCGGGAAUUAUGACGCUACGGAGGAGGCCACAUCCCCAAUAAAAGCUGGAGGAGACAAAACAUUAAUUCCUUAUGUUUCACGCCGGAACACAUGCAGCAGGUGUUGAUGAAUGUACCAGAGAAGACGACGUGGGACUCAUCUCUUGUGAUCACGAGAUAUAAUGACAGACUCUAAGCGUUCAAAAGAACGCUCUGCCUGUUUUUGCGUGUGUACAUGUGUGUGUGUGUAUCUGUGCGUAUGCACAAGUAGCAAGAAAUACGAACUGCUCAGAAACGAAUUUCUAGUCAUGAAGAUGGAAACGAUGAAGUCUAUUUUUAUAGAAAAAUGAUAUUCAGUUUUAUAACUCAUUUUUGAAUGACGCUUAAUGUUACCUAAGUAUAUUGAAGUUGUAUACUCUUAUAACUUCGCCGAAACCAGA